AUGGCCAUCAUCGGCACCAUUGGACAGACUACUGCUCAAUGUACAAACCAGCUCGCUAGUUGGAAUCCAAACUUGCGAACAAUGACAGCUAAUGAUAGUAGGUUGCUCACCAUUCAUGGAAUUGCGCUAAUGCAUCUUUUAGCAUGGUUCAUUGUACCAAUCUCGAAGUCUGCUGUUCUUAGAGCCGUACAGAAAUCUAAUCCGCUCGUCACUGGCUUGAGCCUUCUUGACGUUCCUGCAAGCGAGCUUCCUGGAUUCCAAGGCAACGAUUUACACCCGGUCCUGGUGCAAAGCGGUUGGAAUGAUGACAUCAGACUAGAUGUACUCCAAAUCUGGGGCGCUCUGUUCCAAGCCAGUGUUUCUGCGCUUUAUGUUAGCAAGGAUGGGAGCAGGACGCCUCUGCAAGCCGACACCGCCGGCGUCAUUGGGGCGACGGAUUCUUCGCCACCACUCGGCGGCCUUGUGCCAGCUCUUGUGUCGACUCUUUUCGGGGGCACUACUCUUGGUAUUGGCAAUUUCAAACCCACUGACGGGGCUUACCAGACUGAUAUAAAUGGAGUUAUGUCAGCAAAUUCCAAAGUCGCCAUACUGCCAAACCCUCUCUCCGGUCCAGGUGUUGAGCUCGAACUGGCGGACAUGGUCUUUACCUCCGCUGCCCGGCCAAAGUAUACACUGGCACAACUGAAGAGAGUCAUGAACCAGCCAGUACUACUGAAUACUCAAGAGCCGAUCACGAAUAAAGGCAAAUGUAUUCUCAAUACCUAUUACUUGAACAAUGCAACUGCAAAUCCACAGCUUCGGACAGGCAACGUCACACUGGGUCCCGGAUCGACAUUCGAUCUCGAGUCAACAUUCGUCAAAGCCGCGCCAGACGGAGGGUUCGGUCACUAUCUCUCGGUUGAUGGCAUGUCCGCAUGCGCGCAAGUCUUGGGCAGCAAUCCGCUAUACUGUGAUGACGCUGGCGAACAGAUCGAUCCUGCUGCGCUGUGA
Pseudovirgaria hyperparasitica is the source of this 990-nucleotide messenger RNA. RefSeq lists its product as uncharacterized. NCBI's taxonomy places the organism in Eukaryota, Fungi, Ascomycota, Dothideomycetes, Acrospermales, Acrospermaceae. Bases 1 to 990 code for a protein of 329 amino acids. The record is from RefSeq and is a predicted model, not a curated record. The transcript has a single exon.